AUUUAUAUACCAAUGUUGGCCUUCCAUAACCAUAUAACUCACUACCACCCUUCUCAAAAUUUCUGACUUUCUUCUUCUUCUGAACUUUCUCAGUCUGUAAUCUGAAAAAAUUUUCCGGCAAUGUCGAGUCAUGACAAGAAAAAGAUCAUUCUCAGCAGUGUGGCAGUCAAGCUAGGCUGCGGCGGCGGGAGUUGCAGACGGCCGAAACUCUCCGCCGUCUUCCAACCCAAACCACGGCGACACCAUAAAACAACAACCACCUUCCGCCGCUCCUACUCCGGCGUCGCCGCCGCAAAUGGUUCUAACUACUCCUCCAGCUCGUGGGACACCACCACCACCACCUUCUCCCCGGCCUACGCCUCCUCCGACACCGACUCCGAAAUCAAGAGCCUGCGGGCGGUGCAGGGCUUCGGCAGGAUCGGCGGCGAGAGCGUCGCCGUCGAGAAAGACUCCGACGACCCUUACCUCGAUUUCCGGCACUCCAUGCUCCAGAUGAUCCUGGAGAAGAACAUCUACUCCAAAGACGACCUCAAGGAGCUCCUCAACUGCUUCCUCCAGCUCAAUUCGCCGUACUACCAUGGCGUCAUCGUCCGCGCCUUCACGGAGAUCUGGAACGGCGUCUUCUCCGUCAAGCCGCCGGUGGCCGCAACCUUCACCACCGGUGGUGCUUCGAUGUCACGUGGCUUUUAGGAAACGCACGUGACUUCCCCCCACGACUAACCUUCCAACUUCCAACUUAUCAAUAAAGUGUAAUCAAGAGUGUCACGUUUAAGUGUAGGUAAGUAAGUAGUGUAGCUUGUAGGGGUAGUAUGGUAAUUUCUGACCACCAUAAAAAUUACUGGUGGGAGUCUACGUGUAGUGUUUGAAGUUAUUAGCUAGUGUAUUGUUAUAAUUAGUGUAUUUUGGUUAAUUAGGGUUAGUUUAAGCUAAAAGGUUCUAUUUUCACAGCCUUUUUUGCUACAUUUUUAGGGUGUACUGUUUUGGUCAUGAUAUCAUCAUGGUGGUUAAAAAUGCUGUGAAAAUUGUAAUCUGUAGCUAUAUAUUACGUCAUCAUGAAUAUAUAUAAUAUAUAUUUCAUCUUA
Molecule: messenger RNA, 1082 nt
Organism: Ipomoea nil (Japanese morning glory)
Lineage: Eukaryota; Viridiplantae; Streptophyta; Magnoliopsida; Solanales; Convolvulaceae
Product: transcription repressor OFP6-like
Exons: 1
Coding region: 121-690 (189 amino acids)
Biological process (GO): negative regulation of DNA-templated transcription
Source: RefSeq, a predicted model, not a curated record